UCCUCUCUCCUCCCCCACUGAGAUUUCCAAGCCGUAUCCCUGUGCCCUUCUCAUCUCCCAUCACUGUGGUCCGAGGGGUCCCAGAGGUUUUUGUCUGCCACCAUCUCAUCAUCACCAUCAUCCUCGUCGUCUCUCUUCCACGGAGACUCGCCUCACUGAAGGUUUCUACCCGCCUGCACCUUUUUUGACUCCUCAACGCUUUUCUUGGGACACGGCUCAAGAUGCCAGAGCCCACAAAGAAAGAUGAGAUGCCAAACGGCCAGCCAGAAGAAAGUGUUGCCCCAGAAAGUAACGGCGCUCCGAUGCCGCUACCUGAGAUUUCCCUUGAGGUUUCUCCCCCGCCAGAGGCGGUAGCAGAGGGGCAAGAGCCAGUAGAGACUGUUGGGAAGAUGCCAGAGCCCCCAGAGCCUGAGCCGUUACAGGCUGUGGAGGCUCAGGAGCAGAGUCCCACUGAGAAUGGCUCAAACCAACCACAGCCUGGUGGGGUUGGGGUGACAGAGCAAGCAGAGGCCGCUAACUCGGCUGUAAAGGAAGAGCCGGGCCCUUGCUCUCCCCCACAACUUGAUGACGAUCAUGAAGCAGCCACUACCCCAUCCCCAACACCCCAAGCAGAGGAUGCCAAUUCAGUCAAGAAACUCUCAGUUGAUCUGCCUAAUGAUAGCGUCCCUGUGUCAGCCAUGGGGAGAAAAGACUCAGACGGAGCAGUGUGGUCUCUGGGAGAAGGCCAGAACCCGGAUGAACUGGACAAGCCCGUUGUCACCCCGCCGCUGUCCACCCUGCUGACAGAGAAACCUCAAGGUGGCACCAUCCCAGUGGGGGCCGACAUCAGCUUCGUGGCCAAGGUGGAGUGCAAAGACCUCCUCCGCAAACCCACCAUCAAGUGGUUCAAAGGAAAAUGGAUGGAUCUGGCCAGCAAAACAGGGAAGCACCUGCAGCUGAAAGAGACCUUUGACCGACUCACCAAGAUCCACACAUUUGAGAUGCACAUCAUCAAGGCCAAAGAGAACUAUGCCGGGAACUACAGGUGCGAGGUCACCUACAAGGACAAGUUUGACAGCUGCUCCUUUGACCUGGAAAUUAAAGAAGCUGAGCAGGGCUCACAGAAUAUUGAUAUCCGAUCAGCUUUCAAAAGAAGCAGUGAAGGACAAGAGGAUGCAGGCGAGCUUGACUUUAGUGGUCUCCUUAAACAUAGAAAUCAAAGGGAGCCGAAACAGCAGGACGACACCCCAGAGGUGGAUGUGUGGGAUAUCCUGAAGAACGCCCGGCCUGACGAGUACGAGAAGAUCGCCUUCAUGUACGGCAUCACAGAUCUGAGGGGUCUGCUGAGGAGGAUGAAGAAGAUCCCGAGAGAGGAGAAGAAGAGCGAAGCUUUUGCAAAGAAGCUGGACCCGGCUUACCAGGCGGAUAAAGGUGGGAAGAUCCGCCUGGUGGUCGACCUCGCCGACCCCACUGUCGAUCUGAAGUGGUACAAGAACGGACAGGAAAUCAGGCCCACUCCCAAUCAAAGGAAGUAUAUUUUUGAGCAAAAGGGAACACUGAGGAUUAUGGUCAUCAACAACUGCAGCCUGAACGACGACGCAGCCUAUUCUGUGGCUGCAGGAGACGAGAAGUGCUCCACCGAGCUGUUUGUCAAAGAGUUGCCAGUUAAGAUCGUUAGAGGUAUUGAGGCGGUGAAGACGACAGUGAAUGAGAGGAUCGAGCUGGAGUGUGAGGUGUCAGAGGAGGGUGCUCAGGUCAAAUGGAUGAAGAACGGUGUCGAGGUUCCCACAGGAGUGCGCUCCAGAUACCGAGUGAAGUCUGAGGGAACCAAACACUUCUUGGUGAUCGAUGACGCCUCCAGAGAGGACACUGGGACAUACUCCAUCAUGGCCACCGGGGGCACAUCUGAGGCUCACGUAAAAGUCGACUUGAAACCACUGAAGAUCUUCCAGGAUCUGCAGGACAUCACAGUGAAGCUGGGUCAACCAAUCAAAAUGCACUGCGAGAUCUUCCCCGGCAACAUCCCAGGCCGCUGGUACAGGAAUGGACAGCUGAUCCAGCCCAACGACCGCAUCAACAUCAUCCAAAGAAAUAAGGUCCACCGACUUGAAAUUGGGACUUGCUCUCUCCACGAUGCAGGAGAUUACACCUUUGUACCUGAGGGAUAUUCACAGAGCCUCUCUGCCAAAAUUCACAUCAUUGACCCUCCGAGAGUGCACUUGGACAGCUUGAACUUACCAGAAAACACCAUGACAAUUGUGGCAGGGAACAAACUUCGCUUGGAGAUCCCCAUCACUGGAGAACCAGUGCCCAGAGUGGUGUGGAUGAAGGGAGAGCGGGUCAUUCUGGAGUCAGGCAACCGUGUCCGAGCUGAAACUUACGGUGAUCAGACCAGCCUUACAAUCGACAUCACAGAGAGGGAGGACACAGGGAAAUACAAGAUCGUCCUGCAGAAUGAGGCCGGUGAGGCCACGGCCAGCAUCAAGAUCAAGGUUGUAGACAUUCCUGACCCUCCAGAGGCUCCCAUGGUUCCAGUAGUUGGGGGUGAUUGGUGCUCUAUGACAUGGGAACCACCGAAAUAUGAUGGGGGUUCGCCAAUAUUAGGCUACUUCAUCGAGAGAAAGAAGAAACAGAGCUCCAGAUGGAUGAGACUGAACUUCGACCUGAUCAAAGAACUAUUAUUCGAACCCAAGAAGAUGAUUGAAGGCGUGCCGUAUGAAGUGCGGAUCUUUGCGGUCAAUGCUAUCGGCGUGUCUAAGCCCAGUGAACCAUCCAAAGCCUUCACUCCCCUCGCUGUGACCAGUGAGCCCACCAUGCUGGUUGUGGAUGAUGUCACAGACACCUCAGUAACUGUAAAGUGGCGUCCUCCUGAGACCAUCGGAGCUGCCGGUCUGGAUGGAUACUUGGUGGAGUACUGCAUAGAAGGAACUGAUGAUUGGGUAACAUCCAACAAUGAGCUGACAGAGAAAACGAAGCACACCAUCACUGGACUCAUUCCAGGCACCAAAAUCUUAGUUCGAGUCAAGGCCAUGAACGCUGCAGGUUCGAGCACUCCCCGGACCCUUCAGCACUCCGUCAUGGUCAAAGAGGUUAUUGAACCCCCCAAGAUCCGGGUCCCCCGCCACUUGAAGCAGACGUACACUCGUAGAGUCGGAGAAGCGGUCAACCUUGUGGUGCCAUUUAUGGGCAAACCCAGGCCAAAGGUCCUGUGGUUGAAGGACGGGAAGCCCAUAGAGCCUUCCCACGUCAACAUCCGGAACACAGACUGCGACAGCAUCAUCUUCAUCCGUAAGGCAGAGCGCAGUCACUCUGGGAAGUACGAGAUGGCAGUGCAGGUUGACAACCACGUGGACACAGCCAUUAUUGACAUUCAAAUCAUAGACCUUCCUGGACCUCCCCAGUGCGUCACAAUUGAAGAUGUAUGGGGAGGAAAUGUGGCUUUGGUGUGGACUCAACCAAAAGACAACGGCAACGCCCCAAUCAUAGGCUACACCAUUCAAAAAGCAGACAAGAAGACAAUGGAGUGGUUCACGUGCAUCGAGCACUACCAUCGCACCUGCAUCACCAUCACAGAGCUGGUGGUCGGGAACGAGUACUUCUUCAGGAUCUACUCAGAGAAUAUGUGCGGCCUGAGCGAGGCCGCCACCCAAACCAAAAAGAGCGCCCUCAUCAUGAAAGAAGGCUUGCAGGUGAAGACGCCCGAGUACAACGACCACGACUUCAAGGAGGCGCCAAAGUUCACGCAGCCGCUGAUCAACACUGCUGCCGUCGCGGGCUACAAUGCUACUCUGAACUGUAGUGUCCGUGCCAACCCAAGGCCCAAAGUCAUCUGGAUGAAGAAUAAGAUCAUGAUUGUCGACGACCCGCGCUACCGCAUGUUUAGCAACCAGGGAGUAUGUACCCUGGAGAUCAGAAAGCCCAGCCCCUAUGACGGUGGCCUGUACACCUGCAAGGCCAUCAACGACCUGGGAGAGGCCCAAGUGGAGUGCAAGCUGGAGGUCAAAGUCCAAACUCAAGAAUUGUGAAUGUAUGUUCACAUAAGGGGGCUUCACCUUCUACGAACUCAUGCAACGCGGCGUGCCCCUCAACCUGAUUGACAAGUACAUGAGCGAGGUGAAGGUUGUCGAGCAGGAGAAGUAAAAACAAAAAAACAAAAAAAUGGACAGAAUGCAAUGAGACACUUUAGCUUUGCAGACAUUUGUCGCCAUUGAGUGAUCCUCUUCUCUCACCUACGAAGGUUAGCGGCCCGAAAGCGGAUGGAGGGACGGCAAGACGGAUAAAUGGGUGUGGGAGAGGGCGUGCUGGUCUGUGGUGUGGCAUGCUUUUCACCACAGGGGGAAAAAAGGCAGUUCACUUCUUUGUCCCCCUCUUGUGUUUGUAAGACUGUGUCGGCUCAGAUGCAUGUCAGCAGUGUUUUGGUUCUAGCUUUGAUAAGUUCAUGUCGAGUGUAAAAAAAACAUAUUGAAGCACAUAUAACACACACACAGUAUUUACAUGUUCUUUGUUUUUUGACGAGUGUUUGUUGAAGAUAGGAAAAGGGGAUGUACACUGUAAACAAAGGUUUUGUGUUCGUAUGGUGUUGCAGAAUUUCUAUGUGGAAAGAAACUGAAAAAAAACGACUUGAGUAAUGUUGGAUAAUGAAUGUGUUGACACUUCUGAAGAUAAUACACGCUGGUAUUUGUUAAUUUCACUCUGUAUAAGUCAAUUAUGUCCAAUAGAAAAUGUAGAGGUUUACAGACAGUCCAUACUUUGCAUGAUACAUUAUGAUGUUUGAAUUCACAUUGGACUUGAAGCUUGACUGAGGCUCAUGUGUGCAUGCCUUUACCUUUGUAAUUAUGACCCACAAUUACAAUAAAUAGUUCAUUAAAAACUCC
Messenger RNA from Hippoglossus stenolepis (Pacific halibut), 4853 nucleotides. It is a transcript of the gene mybpc1, whose product is annotated as myosin binding protein C1. Gene Ontology annotation, molecular function: protein binding. The record is from RefSeq and is a predicted model, not a curated record. NCBI's taxonomy places the organism in Eukaryota, Metazoa, Chordata, Actinopteri, Pleuronectiformes, Pleuronectidae. Bases 222 to 4004 code for a protein of 1260 amino acids. The transcript is spliced from 35 exons.